Messenger RNA from Penicillium canariense, 1860 nucleotides. RefSeq lists its product as uncharacterized. The transcript is spliced from 3 exons. Lineage: Eukaryota; Fungi; Ascomycota; Eurotiomycetes; Eurotiales; Aspergillaceae. Bases 1 to 1860 code for a protein of 619 amino acids. The record is from RefSeq and is a predicted model, not a curated record.
AUGACAUCGACCACCCUCAUGACUUUUCUACUGACGACCAACCCGGAGAUUCGAUCGGUGAAGCUGCUCGGAUCAUGGGACAAUUUCUCGAAGGCCUAUGCGAUGGAGCGGGACAGGCGCGCGGGGCCCGGUCAGUGGCGGGGAUGUCAUACUUUUACGGAUAUCGUGGGCGACGGGCCUCCUGGUAGUAAGACCCAAUGGCGAACAGGAGGCUUGAAGAUGGGAGCAACUUACUGGUACUACUACUUGCUGGACGAGGGUGUGGAAUACUUCAGUCAAGCCGAGCCCGUCACGACCAAAUGUCCUCUUUUACCAGGACAGCCAGUGAAUGUGCUCAACGUUCCUAUCAUCCUCCCUGACAGCCGGUCUCAUGGACGUUCGAGCAGCAACAGCUCGCAGAGGGCUGACUAUCGAACAAUGAACCCGGAGGACAAGUUUAUCAACCCGCGGAAGCCGCCGAAGCCCAAUUUGGCCUGUCUGCAGACCGCGGUGCCUCAUCCCCAACGCCCGAGCGCUUCUAACCCUAGUAGCACUUCCCCAGUCAGCGGUAUGGUUCAUCGCAGUGCCUCUCAACCGAAUAGUGCUACACACAGACACCAUCACGCACAGGACGCGCGCUCCGUGUCUCCUCCUAGAGCUCGUGCCCUCCCUGUUGCCCGGCCUAUUCAGGAGGCGAAGAGCCCGAAGUGGAUUGAUGUAUUACCGAGAUCCAACACGGUCCAUGCAACGGUGCGGGAUCGCCGCAAUGUCCCGGGCAUCAGCCUCAAUGCCGGUGGGGUGUCAUCGUCCGCGAACCAGCCCGAGUUCGCCGCAGCACCCACCAUUCAAACUCGUCGUGCAAUGAAAGCCAAUGGCAAUGAAGCUGGGCCGGCAUUGCACUUUCUCACAGUGGAUACGCGCCCCCAUCACCGCAAAGCCAGCCUCUCCAGAGGCGCCGCAGCUGGUCCCACCUUAGGAACGGUGGAUGAAACGCAGGCCUAUCAAGAGGCGUUAUCUUUAGCAACCACCGCUGAUCAGGUAACGCCAAGGAUCCGUAAUAUUCAAGAGAAAAGGCUUCCAACGCUGCCAAACACACCUUCCUCUGUCAUGGACGAGGCGGUGCUCGCCAUGGACGAGACGGACAAAGCCAUGAACGCACAGGUUCUCCGCAGCCACUUUUCGAGCCUGACCACCACAACAGACGAGUCCAUCCACUCACGGGCUGGCCCCGAAUGCAGCCGCUUUUCGGAAUGGAGCACCGACACCGACAUCGACACCGACACCGAGGUGAAGGACAACUCGCCUGAGUCGAUGAUCUCCGCAUCCACGUUGGACCAGAAAGCCAACGAGUACGAAUCCCCGGCCGUGGACGACUGGACAACCCCAGAGCUGUCGCAAGCAAACGACACCGCGACAAACACCGACCCGAACACGCCCCAUUUGACCGUGCACUCCAAGCCCUCCUCCCCCAACUCCGCAUCCGGCGACAUUCCCCCAUGGAAUAUGAACGCCAUUAACAUCUCCCUCCCCCAACUUACCGUCUCCCUCUCCUCACCUGGCCUCCAAUCCGGCCUGGGCAUCGACCAAAUGGACGAAGUGGAGAGCAACCCCAAACGCCACGCCGCCCUGUUCAGCGCCCUUGAGUCCUUGGAAUCCCUCUCGCUAUCCCGCAGCCCAGACGGGUCACCCAUCAUUCUACCCGAGAUUCAGCGCCGGUCAGAUGCCGAGCGCAUCGAGGCCGAUGAGGAGGUAUAUCGGCGUGUCCUGUCGCGCGCGAGCGAGGCUUCGUUCCGCGGAAAGAGCACUAUGCAGGAAAUGAUGGAUGAGCUCAGUUAUUUGAAGGACAUGAUCCAGGCCGAGAUGGAUGGGGAGCCUUUCUAG